Quercus robur (English oak) is the source of this 722-nucleotide messenger RNA. RefSeq lists its product as uncharacterized. Bases 173 to 493 code for a protein of 106 amino acids. The record is from RefSeq and is a predicted model, not a curated record. Gene Ontology annotation, molecular function: protein binding. The transcript has 5 exons. Lineage: Eukaryota; Viridiplantae; Streptophyta; Magnoliopsida; Fagales; Fagaceae.
GUCAAUUUGCUAAGUUUCGAAAUUCCGUUUCCCUUCGUAAACUAAAACCCUCUUCCCAACUUUCAAAAUCUUCGGCUCCUAUUUUUGUAAAAAAAAAAAAAAAAAAAAAAAAAAAAAAUCCCAAGUAACCAAAGGUUUUCACCAGUCCAACGAAAGUAGUUAUAAAAACGACAUGUCGAGCAGCAACAACAACAACAACAAUGACGUGAGUAGUAGCAAUACGAGGUUGCCGUUGUCGGAGGUUGUGUCGGACUGUGUGAAGCGGUGGUUUAAGGACACGUUGAAGGAAGCAAAGGCUGGAGAUAUCAACAUGCAGAUCUUGGUUGCCCAGAUGUAUUAUAGCGGUUAUGGCAUAUCCAGAGAUGCCCAGAAGGGAAGAAUUUGGAUGACAAGGGCAUCAAGAACUCGGUCUUCUGUUUGGAAAGUUAGUGAUAAGCAUCCAGGUUAUAAUGCCAGUGAUUCAGAUUCAGACGAAUUGAAGGGUGAUUCUUAGUAGACCCUUUAGGCUUGUGAGUCCGAAACAAUCAAAUGCUCAGCUUGGAGCUAUGCUGUUCUUCGCGCACCUUGAAUGUGCCUGUAACAAGAUUUUGUUCUUUUUUCCUGUUCACUUGUCUUUUUUACUCCUCAUCCCCCAAAGAAAAACCCAAAAUAUUGCACUGUACAAAUUCUUUUAAUUGUCAUCAGAAAAUGAUUUCUUCAUUGCCCAUUCAUUGGCAAGAAUC